CCUCAGUCCUCGACGCCAGCGUCUGGAGGCAGCAGACAGUCAACAGGAGCCGCAAUGGCGGCAGCGGCGGCGGCAGCAGCAGCACCAGCCGGAUCGGUCGGCUUUGGCGAUAAUAACUAUGGAUCUGUAGGCACUGGCAGCGGACCUGGCCAGCGCUCAUCCGUGUUGAUGGCCACGCCUGCAUCUGUAUCUGCAGCAUCAGCAGCUGCGUCUGCAUCUACUGCGUCGGGUGGUCUGCUGAGUGGCACAAUGGGAAUCUCAGCAGCUGAUCUCCAUGAGAUCGUCCAGCUGCUGACUGUCUCGAGCAAGCAGCACCAGCACUAUCAGUAUCAACAGCCCUCGAUAUUCGGUGGCGUCUCUAACGCGACAACAUCGACGACGGCGGCGGCGGCGGCAAUGGCAUACAAUAAUACGAACAAUGGUUUUAGUGGCUCAAGCAACUGGACCAGCCCCUUUGUCUCUUCUGCAUUUGCGCCCGACUAUUACUGCCAGCAGCAGCAGCACCAACACCAGAACCAGAACCAGAAUCAGUAUCAGCCUCUUCCUGGUGCGCCCAGAAUCCUGCAGCAACUGGCUGAGCUUCAAUUAUUUACACCAGGCGCCCCGCCAGAAGACUGCGUUGCUGCGUUUGGAUCCGACGAAUCCUACGGAUGCCAUUGUCAUUGCCACAAUGCGGCGCCAAAUUACGCGCAGACCCGGUCGGCGGUGCUGGUCAACUCGCAGCGUAUGCUUCUGAUGGAUGAGUACCACGCUGUGCGUCGUCGCUAUGCGCAGGCGCUUGCUAGUCACCAAUCGCGCUGAAGCAAAUCACGCAUGUAAUCGCAUGCAUGUGUGCAGCUUCAUGUGACUUUUUUUUUUGCUCUCACGCAUUUUGAUUGCACCAUUCUCAAGUAUUUUAUUUUGUUGUUUUUGUAAUUGUAAUAGUUGGUGUUUACAUUUA
Molecule: messenger RNA, 940 nt
Organism: Kickxella alabastrina
Lineage: Eukaryota; Fungi; Kickxellomycota; Kickxellomycetes; Kickxellales; Kickxellaceae
Exons: 1
Coding region: 55-801 (248 amino acids)
Source: RefSeq, a predicted model, not a curated record